UCAAACUAAUAAGCCCAAAUAAUAUCUAGCCGAUGGGAUAAGAAUAAUGGACCGUAUAACAGAUGCGAACUCCCCGCCGGUCUCUUUUUCCGGCGAGCUCCUCGGCGAUGUCUAUCUCCGGCUAAAUCGAGUCGGAAGUGAAGCUUGGAGAAAGCAUGGGUAGCUUCUUUGUUCCACCUCCACCUAUCUUUGACUUUGAAUAGCUUUGUUCAAAGUUUUUCUCUUAAAACUCUCUGUAAGUCUUUCUGGCCGUUGCCUAUGAACAGAUUGAGAAGGACUCAUGAUCGCGAUCCAGCUAUGCUGCCGUAGUUUAUCUAUUCACUCACAUCAUCUUCAUUCCCUACCUGCUGGUCCUUUUUCUUCUUUCCACUUCUCUCUUUCUUCUCUAUCUCAGGUAGUAACGAAAAAGUCUGCUCAAAAUGCAAACCAAGAAAAUCCUGUUCUCCUUAACUACCUAAUAAACACCUUGGAAUUUCCAAAAUGUAAAGCCCUGGCAGUAUCCAACCGUUAUCCUUGGGUCAAAAAUGUUGAAAAAGUUGAAUCGGUUGUCGAUUUCUUCAGGUCCAUUGGAUUCACAGAUGCACAAAUCCAAUCCGCUGUUCGUAAUGUCCCGCAAAUCCUCCUGGCUGAUGUUGAAAAAACACUCAAGCCAAAGAUCCAACUAUUACAAGAAUUGGGUAUCACUGGUUCUGAUCUGGGUAGGCUACUUUCCACAAAGGCGAUUAUAUUAACACGUAGUGUGGAGAAAAUACUAAAGCCUUGCAUUGAAGUUCUCGAUAAAGUCCUUAUAAACGGUACUGAUAAUGGUGAUUGGUUCCGGGUUCUGCGAAGGUGUGAUUGGGUUGUACACAAAUCCCCUCACUUGAGACUGAUUCCUAAUAUAUCAUAUCUGGAGAGCAUUGGGAUUGUUGGGUCUCAACUAUCAUCACUCUUGAAGAGGCAACCUCAUCUUUUUGCUUUGCCUGAAUCUGAGCUUAAAAAGCUUGUCUCUAAACUUAUAGAUAUCGGAUUUUCUACUGAUUCAAGAAUGUUGGUGCAUGGCCUUCAUACUCUAGGUUGUAUUAGUCAUGUGUCUUUUUCGAGGAAAUUGCUUUUGCUCCAGAGUUCUGGUUUCUCCCAAAAUGAGUUCAUGGAAAUGUUUAGGAGGGCGCCAAGUUUAUUCCGAAGUUCAGAGGAGAAAAUAAGACUUGGACUAGAGUUUUUCUUGGAAACAAUGGAUUUAAAGAAGUCAACUUUAGUACAGCAUCCUACUCUUUUGAUGUUUAGCAUGGAGGAUAGAGUGAUUCCCAGAUAUCGAGUUAUUCAGCUGAUAAAGUCAAAAAAUCUUACGAAGAAAGAGCCAAGUUUUUAUUAUGUGAUGUGUUUGUCGGAGCAUGUGUUCUUGGAAAAGUAUAUAUCGAGAUUUACUGAAAAUGCAGAAGGAUUAUUGAUGGCUUACAAGGGCCAUCUUCUAGAUUUAGGAGAGGAUUAAGAAUGUUAGUUGAAAAUUUUGCCGGCAUUUUCUUUUCUUUUUUUGAUCUGUAAAUUUGCUGGCAAUCUUACUAGGAGUUGCCCUACCAUUGACAAAAAUAUCAUGCUAGUGUGAUGACAAUCUGGAAUAAAAAUGGUUGUGACAGAUCUCAUUAUAGUUAUAGGUUUCGAAAGUGCAUACUGAAGGUGCACUCUGAAUAUGGAAAGUGUUGGAUCACCUGUUAAAUUUUGUUUUGUUGAAUUCACAAUUCUAUUUCUAUUUGAUA
Molecule: messenger RNA, 1736 nt
Organism: Nicotiana attenuata
Lineage: Eukaryota; Viridiplantae; Streptophyta; Magnoliopsida; Solanales; Solanaceae
Product: transcription termination factor MTERF5, chloroplastic-like
Exons: 2
Coding region: 281-1471 (396 amino acids)
Biological process (GO): chloroplast organization; regulation of DNA-templated transcription
Cellular component (GO): chloroplast
Molecular function (GO): double-stranded DNA binding
Source: RefSeq, a predicted model, not a curated record